GUCUGAGCGGUGGUUCCGCCUAGUCGGGCGAUGGGUCCGCAGUGCCGCCGUCUGUUCGGUUUCCGCGUGUGCUCGCCGAAGAGGCGGAACUAGGACGCGGAGUCUCAGGUUUCCCCCGGGACGGCCGAAAGCCGGGAGUCCUCGGUGCCUGCGAGGGACGGAAGCCGAAGAUGAGCUGCACAAUUGAGAAGGCACUUGCUGAUGCUAAAGCCCUUGUUGAGCGACUGAGAGACCAUGACGACGCAGCAGAGUCUCUCAUUGAGCAGACCACGGCCCUCAGCAAGCGCGUGGAAGCAAUGAAGCAGUAUCAGGAAGAAAUUCAAGAACUUAAUGAAGUUGCAAGACAUCGCCCGCGCUCCACAUUAGUUAUGGGGAUCCAGCAAGAAAACAGACAAAUCAGAGAACUGCAGCAAGAGAAUAAAGAACUCCGCACAUCCCUAGAAGAGCAUCAGUCAGCCUUGGAGCUUAUAAUGAGCAAAUAUCGAGAACAAAUGUUUAGACUACUGAUGGCUAGCAAGAAAGAUGAUCCAGGUAUAAUAUUGAAGCUAAAAGAACAGCACUCCAAGGAGUUACAAGCCCACGUUGACCAGAUAACGGAAAUGGCAGCAGUAAUGAGGAAGGCUAUUGAAAUCGAUGAACAGCAGGGUUGCAAGGAACAGGAGCGAAUAUUUCAACUUGAACAAGAAAACAAAGGCUUGAGAGAGAUCCUCCAAAUAACUCGAGAAUCGUUUCUGAGCCUCCGCAAGGAUGAUGCGUCCGAGAGCACGUCCUUGUCAGCGCUGGUGACCAGCAGCGACCUGAGUCUGAGGAAGAGCUGAGCGGCUGUCAGGUGCGGCUCCUCGCUCUGUGCAUUGCGCCGCGUGGCCCCCAGGACUGGCCCCGGCGCAUGAAUGAACGAGCAGCAAACUGUUUCCGUCAACCCGUCCCCCCUCUGUAGUGCGCACAAGUGCGCUGGCCGAGAAAAUGUCUAGUAGUGGUCAUAAACUACACUCCCCGCCGUUCCGAGACGCAGAGGCCGAGCUGCCGCUGACGGUGGACAAGGGGAAGGCGUUCCGUGACUGCAGCGCAGCAGCCCGUUGAGCAGUACAUAAGCAGACUUGGACACUCCCAGUAAUGCCUGGGGCAUGCAUAAAUAGUCCACAUUUAGGCGCUGGGAAGAUGACAUAGAGGUUAAAGACGCUUGCAUAGUGUUACCCGUACUUUAAAGUGUGAGUUUGCCCGUGGUUUAUGAGUACAAGUUCCUCAUGCCACGGUUUACCCUUCCUGUCUGGUGUCAGCCAGUAGAGCUAAGACCAGGAGGCUCCAGCUAUCUUCCCAUUUGUUUGAACUCUCUGUCAAAGGCAAUUCAGGUUUAAAGCUGUAGGAAUGUUUUAUAUGCACAACAAAAGAGGCGGUUAGUUAAUAGCUAACUUGCCAGCAAUUACCUAUGACUUAUGAGUAUGAAAUAGUUCAGGAAUGAAAGAGAAGGAAGAUUACUUUCUAAGAAAGACAAUCUUAUAAUUUCUUACAAUAGACACAUUUAGUAGGUUAAACUACUUGAAAGAAUUGAGUUUUGGUUCUUGGUUAAUAAUGAAAACAAGCUUUUACUCCUUUUUUUUUUUUUGCUGAUAGUUAAGAACUGACUACAGUUCAUUCAGCUGACAGUUGCAAUGUUUGAUGCAGCAAGAUAGGUAUGCACAUCUCAAAUUUGGAAUUCCUUUGGCUCAAGGAAUCUUUUUUUCCCCCUUUUUUUGUAAUUAACUCUUAAAAUACCUAAGUACUAGAUUCAAAUAUUUUAAAAAAUGCCCAGGAUCUAUUUUAGCUCCUUCUGGUUCUCAUAACCUGUAUGGUUUUUUUUCUUAAAAUCUUUCAUUCAGAAAGGGGGUAUAAAUCUUUAGACCUACAAGUGUUUGUUUUCUUUUGUUUUAAAAAAAUGACAUAUUUUUAACGUGUGUUUUUAAAAGCUACCAGAUACAGAAAUCUGCUUUAACACCAGUUGAAGCCUAAAUUUUCCUUAUUUUGUAGUGAUUAGAAGACUGAGUACCAAGCAUGAUUAAACAUAUUAUAUUUAUAUUAAUAACAUGCUAAAAUUAGCACAAAUAAUUCUACUUUUGAGUAUGUGUUAAUGGUUUUUACAUAUAAUUUCAUAUAAUGGUAAACUACUUUUCACUUCAGAAAUUUUCUGUAUGUUCAGUUUAGAAUGAGUGGGUGAAUGGGGAUUAUCAGGAAAGGGCUAAUGGCCCAAACAUUAAAGAUUUCUCAUUCAGAGGCCUUAACUAGUGUUUUACAAGUGAAGGUUUUUUAUUUUUAAGAUUUUUUUUUUUAUUGGUUUUUAGGAAAGUUCCCUAACUUAAUGACACAUUCUUUCAUAUAGUUUUACCCCAGGUAAGAGAGAAAAUAAGCUACACAGUUGAGAGGAAGUCUGCGGCAGCUCUAUUAUAAGACAUUACUUGAUAAUUAUUUUUAUAAAUACAUAAGUUAAUUUAUUGCUUGGAUAUAAUUUCAAGGUCAUAUAUGCUGAGAGACACUUACUUGUUUUUGGCAACAGUUUUCCAUCCCUGUUUUUUUUUUUUUUUUAAUAGAACUGUAAAUUUAUGUCUGAAAAUAUGGAAUGAAUAGGAGCCUAUUUUGUCAAUAAAGAUGAGUGUUUAAAAAUGAA
Messenger RNA from Jaculus jaculus (lesser Egyptian jerboa), 2638 nucleotides. RefSeq names its product FGFR1 oncogene partner 2 (gene Fgfr1op2). The record is from RefSeq and is a predicted model, not a curated record. The transcript has a single exon. Gene Ontology annotation, biological process: response to wounding. NCBI's taxonomy places the organism in Eukaryota, Metazoa, Chordata, Mammalia, Rodentia, Dipodidae. Bases 171 to 818 code for a protein of 215 amino acids.